AUGGCUUCUUCACAAUCCGAUCAGUCUAAGCGCCCAUAUCUUGAUCCUCUUGUGGUGACAGAUACUUCUGGCAGAGAGGUAAAAAGCCCUGGAAUUCACAUUGGGCGCCAACUUGUUACUAACUUUUUUCCCCAUCAGCGCUCUUUAUCUGCCUCUUCUGCUGCUGUCUCUUCAUCAUGGUCUAAUCCCACAGACUUGAAUCAUAGUCCGACGUCAACAUCUCUUUCACCGGAUAUGGCUUGGAACCAAAAUCAAGGCCAUCUGACGGUGCAUAAUGCAUCACAUCGGCAUUCUAGUUCCAUUGAUGGUGAUACUUUACGUCCUCGUUCGAGCUCAUACGCAUCAACUGCGGAGACUAUGAUCCGCUCUAGGGCUAACUCCGAAACGGAUCCCUCCCAUGUUAAAGCAAUCUACGAUGAUGUAUCACUCAAAGAUGCUCUGAACCCCGAUCCUCGAGAAGAAGCUGAUUUUCACAUCGAGGAUAAUCGCUUUGCCUUUUCUCCGGGUCAGCUUAAUAAGAUGCAGAACCCCAAGUCUCUCGCGGCUUUCCACGCCCUUGGUGGCUUGCAGGGGUUGGAGCGUGGUCUACGAACGGACCUGAGUGCAGGUCUUUCUCCCGAUGAAGGUCGAUUGGCGGGUACAGUUGACUUUCAACAAGUUACUCCGCCAUUAUAUGAUAGGCGGUCUUCAAUAAUAAAGGCAGAAUCAGAGCCCGGUCAGACAAUAGCGCCAUCACCACAACCACCACCAUCUGGACAUGGCUCGCCAUUUGAGGAUCGCAUUCGUGUUUUCAGCCAGAAUAAGUUGCCCGCUCGCAAGUCGACAGGCUUCUUCAAGCUUUUUUGGAUUGCAUAUAACGACAAGAUCAUUAUACUACUUACUGUUGCUGCAAUUGUAUCAUUGUCAUUGGGCAUAUAUGAGACAGUGGAUGGAGGAGGUUCAGGUGUGGACUGGGUGGAAGGAGUGGCUAUCUGCGUUGCGAUCUUGAUCGUCACUGUUGUCACUGCUGCAAAUGAUUGGCAGAAGGAAAGACAGUUCGCUAAACUUAACAAGCGAAACGAUGAUAGAGAAGUCAAAGUCAUCAGAUCGGGAAAGUCCCUGCUGAUAUCAGUUUACGAUGUCUUGGUCGGCGAUAUUCUGCACCUGGAGCCUGGUGAUUCUGUCCCUGCUGAUGGAAUCCUAAUCACUGGACAUGGAGUAAAAUGUGACGAGUCCUCAGCUACUGGCGAGUCAGAUCAAAUGAAAAAGACAAAUGGCCAUGAGGUAUGGCAGCAGAUUAUCGAGGGCACCGCAACCAAAAGACUUGAUCCGUUCUUGAUAUCUGGCAGCAAGGUUCUUGAAGGUGUCGGUACCUACCUAGUCACUAGCGUCGGUCCUUACUCAAGUUACGGCCGCAUCAUGAUGUCGCUGCAAACUUCCGAUGACCCGACACCACUCCAGGUGAAGCUGGGUCGUUUGGCUGAUUGGAUUGGAUAUCUUGGCUCGGCUGCUGCCAUCAUCUUAUUCUUCGUCCUGCUGUUCCGAUUUGUCGCCGACCUUCCACAUCACCCUGACCGAAGUCCUGCCGUCAAGGGAAAGGAAUUUGUAGAUAUCCUGAUUGUUGCUGUGACUGUUAUCGUUGUUGCCAUUCCCGAGGGUCUUCCUUUGGCUGUCACACUUGCCCUUGCGUUUGCUACCUCUCGCAUGGUCAAGGAGAACAAUCUGGUCCGUGUUCUCCGGGCCUGCGAGACAAUGGGAAACGCUACUGUGAUUUGCUCAGACAAGACUGGAACUUUGACUGAAAAUAAAAUGACGGUGGUCACUGGCACUUGGGGUUCGAAGGAGAGCUUUUCUCAGCUGUCUGAGACCAAAAAUGGCAUAGCAUCACAACAAGCCUCUGAAGUCUUUCCGAGGCUGUCUGCCCCGGUUCGAGAACUGAUUGUUAAAAGCGUUGCCCUGAACUCCACUGCUUUUGAGGAUGAGAAAGAUGGCCAGAAGCAAUUUGUAGGAAGUAAGACCGAGGUCGCUCUCCUUCAAUUGGCACAGACGUACCUGGGAAUGGACCUGCCUUCGGAGCGUGGUUCUACUGAGAUUGUCCAGCUCAUCCCGUUCGACUCUGUGCGAAAGUGUAUGGGCGUUGUUUACCGCAAGGCAGGCACUGGCUAUCGCCUCCUCGUCAAAGGUGCCUCGGAGUUGAUGGUGGACGCCUGCACUUCGCAAAUUACCGAUCUCGAGACAGGAAAAGAGAGAAUCAAUACAGAUUCGCUUUCUGAAGAAUCACGACAAGAGAUUCUUAAGACCAUCGACCAAUAUGCACAGGACUCUCUCCGAACUAUCGGACUUGUCUAUACAGACUUUACCGUCUGGCCUCCGAAGGGUGCCGAAAGACUAGAGGACGAUGCGUCUCAAGCCAAAUUCGACGAUGUCUUCCGUGAAAUGACCUGGGUUGGUGUCGUGGGAAUUCAGGAUCCUCUUCGACCUGAGGUUCCACCGGCCAUUCGCAAGUGUCAUUCUGCAGGAGUUCAAGUCAAGAUGGUAACUGGAGACAACGUCGCAACGGCAACUGCAAUUGCAACAUCUUGUGGAAUUAAGACAGAGGACGGCCUCGUUAUGGAAGGUCCUAAGUUCCGACGACUAUCCGACAAGGAAAUGGAUCAAGUAAUACCCCGCCUGCAGGUUCUGGCACGUUCUUCACCGGAGGACAAGCGUAUUCUUGUAGAACGAUUGAAGAUUCUCGGCGAAACAGUUGCUGUGACGGGUGAUGGUACCAAUGAUGGACCUGCUCUGCGGACUGCAGAUGUCGGUUUUUCUAUGGGUAUUGCUGGAACUGAAGUAGCCAAGGAGGCUAGCUCGAUCAUUCUUUUGGAUGAUAACUUCCGGUCCAUUGUGACUGCGAUCGCGUGGGGACGAGCUGUCAAUGAUGCCGUCGCUAAAUUCUUGCAGUUUCAAGUCACUGUCAACAUCACUGCUGUAAUUCUGACAUUCGUGUCUGCUGUGUACAGCAGCUCCAACAGCAGUGUUCUGAAUGCAGUACAACUUCUCUGGGUGAACUUGAUCAUGGACACGUUCGCUGCUCUCGCUCUGGCUACGGACGCCCCGACAGAGAAGAUCCUGGAUCGGAAACCAGUAGCCAAGAGUGCGUCACUUUUCACAUUGACCAUGUGGAAGAUGAUCCUCGGACAGGCUGUUUACCAACUUGCCAUAACCUUUAUGCUCUACUUCGCAGGAGACAAGCUUCUCAACGCCCACCUCGCCAACAAUGAUCCAACCCUUCGAGCUAAACAGCUCUCUACAGUCGUCUUCAACACAUUUGUGUGGAUGCAAAUCUUCAACGAGUUCAAUAACCGACGCCUCGACAACAAGUUCAACAUCUUUGAGGGCAUGUUCCGGAACUACUGGUUCCUAACUAUCAACGCCAUCAUGAUUGGCGGACAGGUUAUGAUCGUCUACGUAGGCGGCCAGGCCUUUGGCGUGACUCGACUGAAUGGCAUCCUGUGGGCAGUUUGUUUGAUCUGCGCUCUAGGUUGUCUACCUUGGGCUGUGGUACUCCGCCUAAUUCCAGACCGUCAUUUCGGUGUUGUCUUCAACGCUGUCGUCCGUGGUAUGAGUGUUGUCAUGAAGCCGCUGCUCAAGGCUUGGGAAAUGCUUUCUCGCGGUAUAAAGGCGGUCUUUCGACCAGUCACGCGAUUUGCCCGUCGCGUUCUCUUCCGGGAUGAUACCAAGACUGAUGAUACCGCUGACAAAGUUGAGCUAAAGACUCCCGUCUCUGAUGUAGAGGCCCCUGCUCCAGCCCCUGCUCCGGCCCCUGCUCCGGCCCAAUUGGCUAAGCAGGAGAGCCAUGAGCGACCUAAAACUCCGCCGACUAUAACAGUGCCUCCGAUCACUGUCACAAGCUCGCCCUAG
This is a messenger RNA of Penicillium taxi, 3882 nucleotides long. RefSeq names its product putative calcium-translocating P-type ATPase(PMCA-type) (gene pmcB). Gene Ontology annotation, biological process: intracellular calcium ion homeostasis; calcium ion transmembrane transport. Gene Ontology annotation, molecular function: ATP hydrolysis activity; ATP binding; P-type calcium transporter activity. The transcript is spliced from 4 exons. The record is from RefSeq and is a predicted model, not a curated record. Lineage: Eukaryota; Fungi; Ascomycota; Eurotiomycetes; Eurotiales; Aspergillaceae. Gene Ontology annotation, cellular component: membrane; intracellular membrane-bounded organelle. Bases 1 to 3882 code for a protein of 1293 amino acids.